AGCACCGCGGGGGCGGGUGGGAAGAGAGUAGUGCGGCCGGUUGCGCUUGGUUUGCCUGUUUCUAAGUGGUCGCGCCCCUUUGGAGGGACGCGAACAGACUGCGAGGCCCUGGCGGGCUCCCUCGCGUCCCCGGUGAUUGUAAAGUGCUGACCAGUUGCCACUGGACAUCAUUGAAACAAUAGGAAGAUGACAGCAAACCCUUCAGGACAAGGUUUUCAAAACAAAAAUAGAGUUGCAAUCUUGGCAGAACUGGACAAAGAGAAAAGAAAAUUACUUAUGCAGAACCAAUCUUCAACAAAUCAUCCUGGAGCUAGCAUUGCACUCUCGAGACCCUCUCUUAAUAAGGACUUCCGGGAUCAUGCUGAGCAGCAGCAUAUUGCAGCCCAACAGAAGGCAGCUUUGCAGCAUGCUCAUGCACAUUCAUCUGGAUACUUCAUAACUCAAGACUCUGCAUUUGGGAAUCUUAUUCUUCCCGUUUUACCUCGCCUUGACCCAGAAUGAAGAAGAAUUCAUGAUGAAAGUGACUUUGUAAUAUCACAUGCCAAAGCUGUAUUAUUCAGUGCUAUACAAACUGUGACCUUCAGAAUUUUGGUGAACUUUUAUAUUUUUUAAAUUUGUACAUGCUCUUAUUUAGUGUUACUGCUAUAUAAAUGAUGUGCCCAUGUAAUUUUAUUGUCCAUUUUUAUUCUAUUUAAAAAUUUGUCAGUUGAGCCCCAUUUUAAUUACUUUUAAGUAGGAAUGAGUUAGGUUAAGCAACUUUCUCAACAUGACCCACCUUUAACAGAAUCUUGCAUGCUUAUUUAAAUAUGCAGUCCCCACCACCCUUCCCUAGUCCUACAGAAUUAGAAUCUGACUCAAAAUAGAGUCUGGAAACCAUGGGUUAGAGAAUUGUAUAACAUACCUGUUAUACAGAAUUUUCAUGAUAUGUUUAUAUGUUCAUGGAUUUGUAGAUCCAUGAAAUGUAGAGGUCAUUUAGCUAAAAUGUACUUUUUUUUUUUUUUUUACUUUUAAUAGGGUUGAAAUUAUAUUUACACUAUAUCACAGAUUUAGUAUUUUGUAUAACUUUUUAUAACUGACCUCAUCUUGGCCUUGAGUCCCCAUAUUCUGUGAUGGUAGGACAAAAUUUAAAUUUAAAAUUCCAGUUUGGUUCAAUAUUUAGUUAAACUUCUAUUCCCUUUUCAAAGAGUUUCUUCUCUCCCUUUUUCCCUAGAUAUUUUCUUUCUUUUUUUUUUUUUUAGCAACUUCCUGGUAUGGGGAUCCAAACCCUUGACCUUGGUGUUAUAACACCAUGCUCUAACCAACUGAGCUAACCGGCCAGCCCUUCCCUAGAUAUCUUCACUAAUCACAUACCUCCAUUCUACCCAAAUUAAGUGAAGCAAGAGUAGACAAUUCUAGAAUUGGCUGUGUCAUUUAGAUUCUUGCUCUUGAGAAUUUGAACUGAUUUCCUUCAUUUGGGUGAGUCAGCAGCUGUCCCCAUAGUAAUGGUCACCAUUACAGCAAUAGUGCCCUUACCCCAGCUGCUGAGGAGCUCCCCCGAGGGCCCCUAGUUCCUGUCCUUCAGGUCCAUCCAGCUAUUCCAUGGGCCUCCUUAUAAUAGCCCUCAUUUUCUUGAAUUAAUUUCACUAAGUUUCUGUUCUGUGUGAUUUGUGAUAUACUGACAUGGUUCUAAAUCUUUCUACUGAUACUGAGGAGAUAAAACAUUGCAUAGUUUUUACUAUUGAAGCCUCUACCUAAUGUUUGACUUUUGUAACCCAGGUAAAGAGAUCUUUUUACCAGUGGUAUCCUUUCUAGUCUCAGUGUUUUAAAUAGAUGUUACCUAAGUCUUGUAGUCAGGCUAGUAAGCACUUCCCUCCACCCCUCUGGUUUGAGUCACUUAAAAAUUCAGUUCAGGGCCGAGCCCGUGGCGCACUUGGUAGAGUGCUGCGCUGGCAGCACGGUGACGCUCCCGCCGCGGGUUCGGAUCCUAUAUAGGACUGACCGGUGCACUCACUGGCUGAGUGCCGGUCACGAAAAAAACGACAAAAAAAAAAAAAAAAAAAUUCAGUUCAAUUCCAUAUGUAUUAAUACCUACUCUAUAAAGCACUGUUAUGGGGGACACAAAAGAUGAGUGAGACCUGCUUUUAAGGAGGUCACAGUGAAGAGGAUCCUAUUCUGGUACACCAGUAGUUAUAAAGCAAGCCAGAUGCAGUAAGUGGCAUGUGAGAGGCAUCCUGGAGCACACUGCAGUCUAGAUAGGCUUAGAAGUAUUAACGUGAUUUCACCUGGCAAGGGAGGGAAGAGCUGCUCCAGGCAAAGGUCAAGAUUUCAUAAUCAAAGAGAAGUGGGAACUGAGCCAGGUGCGCGGACUGCAGGGGAUGAUGGAAAGGGCAGCAGUGGACUCGGUCAGAAGCCCCAAGGUGAAGUUUCAGCACUGCUUCCCUCGGACUGUGGGUGAAUUUGGGAAAUGCACUUAACGUCUCAUUGCGUGUCACUCCAUCUGUAAGAUGGGAACAGCACAGACCCUGCCUGUGUCAUAAAAUAUCUAGAUCAGUAUUUUUCAAAUUGCAGGUCUCAACCCAUUACUGAAUUGAGAAGCCAACUUGAUGGUUUAGUGGGGUCUGACCAGCAUUUUUUUAGAAAAAUAAAACAGAAAACAGUACACUGCAUGUGGUAAUAGGUGGCUUUGCUUCAUUAAUCUUCUGUGUGUGUGUGUGUGUGUGUGUGUGUGUGUCUGUGUCUGUGUGUGUGUGUGUGUGUGUGUGUGUGUGUGUAUUUUACUACUUUUGUUUAUUGUCCCACUAGUACGUAAAGUCCUCGAGGGCAAGAUUUUUUUCUUUCUUUUCCUUCCUCUUUUCCUUUCUUUCUCUCUUACUUUGUAUUUUACUUGUAUUCUGUAUUCCACUUAGAAUAGCAUUUGUCAUAUAGUAGUUGUCCAAUAGCUACUUGUUGAAGGAAUGAAUGAAAGAAUAUUUAUGACCUGGGUUGUAUGUAAAAUGUAUUUUUUUACUGUGAGUCAUGGCAAAAACAUUUUGAAAGCCCCUACUAAAUAAUACAGAUGACAGUGCUUUGUAUGAACCUGGAAUAAAAACUGGAAUUACUCAGUUUCAAA
Messenger RNA from Cynocephalus volans (Philippine flying lemur), 3088 nucleotides. RefSeq names its product INTS3 and NABP interacting protein (gene INIP). Gene Ontology annotation, cellular component: SOSS complex; nucleoplasm; nucleus. The coding region runs from base 187 to 501 and encodes 104 amino acids. Gene Ontology annotation, biological process: DNA repair. Lineage: Eukaryota; Metazoa; Chordata; Mammalia; Dermoptera; Cynocephalidae. The transcript has 5 exons. The record is from RefSeq and is a predicted model, not a curated record.